CAAUGUCAGCAUAUUGCCCCCAAGAAUCUGCGUCCUCAUUUUAUCGACCUCGGAAGGAUGGAAGUCUGAGUCAACCUUGAACUGGUCAGAAUUGAACUCCUAGCUAGGCAAAGUUUGCCUACGAUUCUCCUUUUCUACUCUGCCACUAGUUAGAGAUUUUUUACAUCUCAAAAACCUGGCAUUUUAAUGGUGUGUAGCACUACAGCUGGACUCACCCUCAAGAUGCAAGUUGGAUUUGUUUCUUUCCAAAUCAUUCUCUCUCUGCUUAGAAGAGAAACCAAUAGAGCUCUUACUCUCACUCCCUGAAUUUCAUUACUAGAGUUUGCAGAUCCUCUUACUGGCAUCUAUGAAAGUAGUGUCAUCCUCACACUGCAGGUCAGGGAUGUUUCUUCCUCCAAUUUUACAACAAAGCUCAUCUUCUGUCCAACUUCCUUUAAUGCCUGUUCAGCAUAUAAACUGAAUAAAUAAGGGGAGAAUAUACAGUCUUGCCUCAUGCCUUGGCCAAUCUAGAGGCAGUCUGUUUUGCUAUAUUCUGUCCAUUAUAGUUUCCUAACCUGAAUAAAAGUUUCUCAUGAGAACAAUGAAAUGUUGUAGGAUUACCAAUUUUUUAAACUUAAUAUGACUAACAUAGUUAAAGGCCUUUCAAUAUCAAUUAAGCAUAUAUUGACUUCUUUUGGGGGUUGGGUUGGGUUUCUCUAUUAUCCAGUGUGCACCAGCAAUAAUGUCUCAUGUUCCUCAUACUUUUCUAAAGCAAACUUGAACAUCUGGCAUCUCUUUGUCAUGCAGGGCUUUAAUCUGCAUUGCAUGAUCUUUACUAGAAUGCGACAUUAAGGAUAUAAUGAUAGUUUGCACACUAUUAAAUCUCCUUUUAUUUGGUAUUGAAAUGUAGAUUGACCUCUUCUGAUCUGUUUACCAAAUCUGUGCCCUUCUCUAAAUUUGCCAGCACAGCUUGGUUAGAACCUUUACCGAUUUUUAUUUUUUUCCUUGCCAUAUUUCUGUGCUGCAUCGGAUUGACAGACAAAAUUAAAUUCCACUAUAUUCAAUCUCCCAUUAAUGCUCUGGUCAAAGUCAUAUACACUGUAGAAAUCAAUAAAGGGUUGAAGGUUGGAUGAGACUUGACAGGGAAAAAGAGAACUAGUUAAAGACCACCUUGAGUAUGGGCGUGGAUCCUAGAGGAAAUUCUAAGCAAACUGAAAAUAAGACCUGCUUUUCGGUUCAAGUUUAUAUUUCUUCCACUUACAAUUUGAUUACUCCAUUGUACAAUGAAUUGCAAACGACUAACGUGGUCUCUGCUGCAAUCCUCUUUGCCGUCCGGGGCAAACAACGGCAUAGAAACCGCUCGCUUGCGUCUCCAGUGGAACGAGUGACCGUUUAACGGUCUUCGGCGGCGGAAAAUCAGAAGAGCACGAAAAAGCGUUUUGCGCCUGCGCGCGGAGCCUUCGAUUGCUCGCGCUCGCGUUUGACAGCUGUGCAUUGUUCGCUCUCCCUUCGGCUGGCACGUGAGGAGCGCCUCAUUGGAGUGUAUCCCAGCGGGGUUGCUGGUCUGGGGGACAGGGAGGAGGAGGAGGAAGAAGGUGGCGUUUCAGAACGGCCUCUCCGAUGACCCUCAGUUUACUGCGGGGCCGGCGCUAUGGCUGCUCUAUACCAGAGUGCAGACCCAUCGGCCUCGGCUUCCCCGAAUAAGCUGCUGGCGUUGAAGGACGUCCGGCAAGUGAAGGAGGAGACUACCCUGGACGAAAAACUGUUCCUGCUGGCCUGCGACAAAGGUGAUUAUUACAUGGUGAAGAAGCUUUUAGAAGAGAAUAGUACUGGUGAGAUGAACAUAAAUUGUGUGGAUGUACUUGGGAGAAAUGCUAUUACCAUAACUAUUGAAAAUGAGAAUCUAGACAUUCUACAGCUUCUGUUGGAUUAUGGCUGUCAGUCUACAGAUGCAUUAUUGGUGGCCAUUGACUCAGAAGUUGUGGGAGCUGUUGAUAUAUUGCUUAAUCAUCGACCAAAGAGAUCCAGUAGACCAACAAUUGUUAUUUCUGUCUGUUUGUUGCAGAAAUUAAUGGAACGUAUUCAGAAUCCAGAAUACUCAACAACUAUGGAUGUGGCACCUGUCAUUUUAGCUGCUCACCGUAACAACUAUGAAAUUCUUACAAUGCUCUUAAAACAGGAUGUGUCGCUACCCAAACCUCAUGCUGUGGGGUGUGAAUGUACAUUGUGUAUAGCCAAGAACAAAAAAGAUAGUCUACGACACUCCAGAUUUCGUCUUGAUAUUUAUCGAUGUUUGGCUAGUCCUGCCUUAAUAAUGUUGACAGAAGAGGAUCCAAUUCUGAGAGCCUUUGAACUUAGUGCAGACUUAAGAGAAUUAAGCCUUGUAGAAGUUGAAUUCAGAAAUGAUUAUGAAGAACUGGCCCAGCAAUGCAAAACUUUUGCUAAAGAUUUGCUUGCUCAGGCACGGAAUUCCCGGGAGCUUGAAGUUAUAUUGAAUCAUACUGCAAAUGAUGAACAUGUGGAUAAACGAGGAUUACUAGAAGAGAGAAUGAAUUUGAGUCGCCUAAAGCUUGCCAUUAAGUAUAACCAAAAGGAAUUUGUUUCUCAAUCUAAUUGCCAGCAGUUUCUCAAUACUGUCUGGUUUGGACAAAUGGCUGGUUAUCGCCGCAAGCAUACAUUUAAGAAGAUUUUGACAGUCUUGACAGUUGGCAUCUUUUGGCCUCUACUAUCUUUUUGCUAUUUACUGGCACCAAGAUCUCAAAUAGGCAGAAUAAUUCAUACUCCUUUUAUGAAAUUUAUCAUUCAUGGCGCUUCUUAUUUUACAUUUCUGUUAUUGCUUAAUCUGUAUUCACUUGUCUACAAUGAAGAUAAGAAAAACACAAUGGGACCAGCAUUGGAGAGAAUAGACUAUCUUCUAAUACUGUGGCUCACUGGAAUGGUAUGGUCAGAUGUUAAAAGACUUUGGAAUAAUGGAUUGGAAGACUUUUUAGAAGAAUCACGAAAUCAACUUAGUUUUGUCAUGAAUUCUUUGUAUUUGGCAACUUUUACUCUCAAAGUAGUUGCCCAUAAUAAGUUCCAUGAUUUUGCUGAGAGGAAGGAUUGGGAUGCUUUCCAUCCUACACUUGUGGCUGAAGGACUCUUUGCUUUUGCUAAUGUUCUCAGUUAUCUCCGACUGUUCUUCAUGUAUACAACAAGCUCCAUCCUGGGUCCACUUCAGAUUUCAAUGGGGAAGAUGUUGCAAGAUUUUGGGAAAUUUCUUGGUAUGUUCCUUUUGGUAUUGUUCUCAUUCACAAUUGGGUUGACUCAACUUUAUGAUAAAGGAUUUACUGUCAAUGAAGAGAAGGACUGCACUGGGAUUUUUUGUGAGCAGCAAAGCAACGACACAUUCCACUCGUUUAUUGGCACCUGCUUUGCUCUGUUUUGGUAUAUAUUCUCCCUUGCACAUGUAGCUGUAUUUGUCACCAGAUUUAAUUAUGGUGAAGAAUUGCAAUCUUUUGUGGGUGCUGUUAUUGUUGGCACAUACAACAUAGUAGUUGUGAUUGUUCUUACCAAACUUUUAGUGGCGAUGCUUCAUAAAAGUUUUCAGCUAAUAGCAAAUCAUGAGGAUAAGGAAUGGAAGUUUGCUCGUGCGAAGCUGUGGCUUAGCUAUUUCGAUGACAAAUGCACACUACCUCCACCUUUCAAUAUUAUUCCUUCUCACAAAACAAUCUGCUACAUAUUUAACAGUCUCAGUAAAUGGAUUUCUUCUCUUACAUCAUCGGGCAAAGUUAAGCGGCAGAACAGUUUAAAGGAAUGGAGAAUUUUGAAGCAAAAGAGAGAUGAAAAUUACCAAAAGGUGAUGUGUUGUUUAGUCCAUCGUUACUUGACUUCCAUGAGACAGAGAAUGCAAAGUACUGAUCAGGCAACAGUAGAAAACCUGAAUGAACUUAGACAAGAUUUAUCCAAAUUCCGAAAUGAAAUGAGAGACUUGCUUGGUUUUCGAACAUCAAAAUAUGCCAUAUUUUAUCAAAGAAACUAAUUUUCAAACUUUUCUAAUGAUUCCACUCAGGCACUUAUAUUUGCAGUGUGUUCAAAAGCAGUAAUUUUAUUAAUAUACUUUUAAAAUGCAAUGGAAAAACUGUUGCCAGAUUCUGUGGUGAAACAGUAACUGGUGAUUUUGAAUUAAUGUGAAGCUUCUGAUGUAUAUAAUUUGUAAACUGUAUAUAGUCAGCUAAAUGGAAAUAUUUUGUUAUAUGUCAGAUUUGAUAUUAUCAUAGAGACAAUGACUAAUUUAAGUGUACACUGUUGCACUUUGGAGAUGAUGUUUAAUUUUUUUCUCUUUCAAGUAUAAAAUGAAGGCACAAAUUAUUUCUGACAUGUUUUCAACAAUUGUACCUUUCUAAAUUAAUAUAGACAUGAACCAGUUAGGAACAUAUUUUUAAAAGCUACAUUUCUGAAAAAAACUAUCAAAUUAGUUUCAUAUAAUACCAUUUAAAAAGAAUUCUUUUGGAGUUGGAAUAAUAUUGAAAGGCCAUAUUACCAUCCCUGUGACAUUUUGGUCCUCAGAGACUAAUGAAUGAUAUCAAAAAAAUUAAUACUUUGGAAUUGACUUUAUGGUUUUAUUUUUAUUUUAUAUUUUUGUAAAAUGAUGGCUAAAAUUUCCUAGAGAUAAUCUGAAGGUGCCAUUUUUAUCUAUAUCUCCAGCACCUAUUUAUAUCAAGUUAUUUCCAAGAUGCAAUACUUGAAAUAAUGGAUUUCAACAUUCAUAUUCCUGUAGAUAAUUCAACAGAAUUAGCUGUACACAUGGUACUUCUGUUGAUUGUAUUAAAAAUUAAUCUUCAUUAUAAAAAUAAUAUUGAAAUAUUUGAAAUAUUUUAUCCUCUUAAAAAUAUUUAUAGUAAAACACUUUACUAGUGUAAUGGAUCAAGUAAAGUGCAAGAAAUGUAUUUUCACUGUUUUCAUUGAAAGCACACCAUAUUUAGGCAGAUUACCUUCUCCAUGUUUGAAAAAAAUACUGUUUGAAGUCAUUUGUUUUAAUCUCAUACUUAUUUUUAAAAUAUACUUUACCUUGGAGUUUCUUAAUGUAUAUAUUGAUACCCUGUUUAAUUAUGUUUAUUUAUUUUCUAAAUGUACUAAUUGAAUAUUUCUAUUAAAUUCUGCAAACUAUGGCUAACAGGUGCUGGUCAUCUAAGUAAUUGCUAAAAA
Crotalus tigris (Tiger rattlesnake) is the source of this 5163-nucleotide messenger RNA. RefSeq names its product transient receptor potential cation channel subfamily C member 1 (gene TRPC1). The transcript has 13 exons. Gene Ontology annotation, biological process: manganese ion transport; regulation of cytosolic calcium ion concentration; calcium ion transmembrane transport. Gene Ontology annotation, molecular function: protein binding; store-operated calcium channel activity; inositol 1,4,5 trisphosphate binding. The coding region runs from base 1631 to 3997 and encodes 788 amino acids. Gene Ontology annotation, cellular component: membrane; cation channel complex. NCBI's taxonomy places the organism in Eukaryota, Metazoa, Chordata, Lepidosauria, Squamata, Viperidae. The record is from RefSeq and is a predicted model, not a curated record.